AUGUGGGAAUUCGACGCAUUUCUGGAGGACGGCGAUGAAGACUUUGCUUCGUACGUGGAAAGAUUCGAGCACUACUGCGAAGUAGCCAACGUACAAGAGGAGAAGCUUAAGAAGUCGGCCUUCAUAACGGCCAUUGGCAAGAAUGCGUACAAGACGCUCAAGGAUUUGCUUCUACCGGCGACCCCUGCGGAGAAGAGUCUCGAAGACCUGGUCAAGGUACUGAGUGACCAUUACGAGCCUGCAAGCCGAAUCAUCGCAGAGCGAUUCAGAUUCAACAGGCGGUACCAAGCGGAAGUUUUCCUCAGAUCCAAUGCUGUGCAACACGUCAAGACACCUCCGUACCAUCCGGCUUCGAAUGGGGCAGCAGAGAGGCUCGUCCAGACGGUAAAGAAGAACUUGGUACGCCAACUGCGAGACGAGAGGUGCUCUGGGCAAGCCCGAACGAUUCAACACCGGCUGGACCAGUUCCUCUUCACAUACUGCAACACGCCAUGCUCCACGACUGGUAAGACUCCUGCACAGAGUUUCCUGUCUUGGACACCGCGGACACGUCUCAGCAUUUUGCACCCUGAAUUAGCCAAGCGGUGA
Messenger RNA from Dermacentor silvarum, 588 nucleotides. RefSeq lists its product as uncharacterized. The record is from RefSeq and is a predicted model, not a curated record. The transcript has 2 exons. Lineage: Eukaryota; Metazoa; Arthropoda; Arachnida; Ixodida; Ixodidae. Gene Ontology annotation, molecular function: nucleic acid binding. The coding region runs from base 1 to 588 and encodes 195 amino acids. Gene Ontology annotation, biological process: DNA integration.